AGGCAGCACCACCUCCCGCAGAUGGUGAAGAAAGAAUUUUCUUGUGAAUAUUUUUCCACCUCUUUGAUAUUGAUGCGCAACUCCAUUUAAAUCGAUUCAUUUACUUGCGUGUAGCUAGUGUAAGUACUAUACUAACAUCAACUACAAGGUGUACAGUCAACUGAUUAUCGCAUAUUAUUGUUGAGUAUGACAUAGACAUUACUACCCGCUUGUGGUACUCGUGUGAACAUCUUUCUCUUUUGAGCAAUUGUCUAGAAGUAGACCAUCUAUCACCAUUCCGUCAUCCUUCCGGCAUAGUGCUCCUGCCUAGCUCUGCUACGGCAGUCGCAAUGCUGUAAAAACAUAGCUCCUAAGCAAAGAAACCAAUAAGACCGCAUCCACCUCGUCCUCGAAGAUGUCGCGCUCAAGAGCAUCGUCAACGUCUACUUUCACCAUGCUUCAUCCCGCUCUCCACCUCGUCCACCUCCGACUUUUCCUGCUCUCCUCAGAAUUCCAGCAAGUGACCGCACAACUGGGUAAGGUGGAUAAGAAUGUUGAAAACUGGUGGUAUGAGUCGCCAGCGUCUAAGGUGGCGUGUCUCCCUGACACCGACUACGACAUCAGCUACAAAGAAACCGGAAUUCGAGUGCUCUUUCCGCUGUUUUUAUGGAUUGAAGAAGUGAAACUCCUGAAAGUGUUGAUAGAUCUUCAUUUUAAAGAUCUAAAGUAGAAAUAGAUGCGGACGUACUUACUAGAGUAGGAGCCUCUUCUUCUACUCGUCUUUCAAACGAGACCUCAAAAUCAAAAAAAAAGUCUCGUCCGCGGUGUUGGUCAUCUUCUUCUUGUCUCCUAUUCCUAAAAAGGACUUAGGGGUAGGACCACCACGACAUCAUCUCUAAUCUUUCUCGUCGCCUGUUUGGUUUGCGCCUACCUCAUCGGAAAAGAAGACACAAGGGAGACGCACGAUGGCCGUGUCCUCAGCAGAAAGGAAAUCCAUAGCGAUGAAAAACUCAAGUACAACUAUCUACUUACUACUUAGUUCUUCAUCACAAGUCGCAUUCGAUGACAGACUUCUACUAACAGAAGCUGUUGGUGUUGCACCAGUUGUUAUCACAUUCUUUCCCUGCUGAUGUGAGAGUAAGCACAUUUACAUUAAUAGAUUGUUUUAUUUCUAGGAGGUUUGAAGUAUAAUAAUCAUGAUCAUCCCUCAUCUUUAUUCUUCCACAUCAUACUCAUAGGGCCAAAUACGUCGACCCGUCUGUCGGCAAAGCGAAGCACAAGAUUCAGGAUGACAAGUGGCGCGUGCGGUCGUUACACAUUGUCAAGAGGAUGAACUCGAGCGCAGACCUCGGACUGCUUUCAAGAAGGAAGAGUUUGAAGGUACUAGUUGUAAUUGUUAAUGAUAGAAACCAAAACGAGAAUAAAUGUAUUGAAUAGUAUGCCCAUGCCUUUACGUUUACCUGUAGUACUUGACGACUACUACUUGUAAUUGGAAUGUACUCAGGGAUGAUCAUUAUAGGGAACAGUACCAAGCUUGUUGUUCGACAGGGCAAUGUUACAAGCUCUCUCAUUAGACUAAAGUAGUGCAUGCCGUCAAUGAUUAGACUCGUCAUCUACAUCUUCUAUUCGCACACCUCUUUCCAUCUACAGGCCGGCAACAUACCUGAUCCAAAUGGAGAUUCCUCUACAACAUUGGCUACCGAUGGCGCAGGAACACCUGCGUCUACAACCUGCCUUGCGCCAGAUGAAAUACCAGUAGGACGAGGAAAAUCUGGGGACGCCGAUGAUACUCCUAUUAUCUACGACUUUAACAAGUUGUCUACAUUACCAGAAGAAGAUCAGGACUUACCCUCAACGGCAUCUGAUGAGUCCUCUGUCCUCGACCAUCACGAGUCUUCUAUACACUACAACGAAUUCAGUUUCGGCAUAGGCAAGCAGUUAGUAUCCACAAAAGCGAAUAUGAAGGAAAUUGGAGCAGUAAACUUUGAAGAUCAUGGCCACGCAAAGAAGUUUUUGACCAAGAGGACAUUUUCAAAUGUGAGUCUAGGUGGAAGCAGCACUGAGAUUGAGAAAACACCUCAGAGUAGUCAAGAGGGACUUCGUAGUUUAGGUGCUCAGAAAGCAGGUGUUGUUGGUACGAAACAGACAAAAGAAGGCGCAGGUGAAGAUGCACCAGUGACGGACUUAGAAGCGCAGCAGAAAGGAGAUGAAGCAGAAAAUGAGGACUACCAUGCUGAUGAAGCUGAAGGAGGCAAUCAAGUCGACCAGGAAAAAACAGGCCUUGGAGCCUUGACAAAUUUCUAUUGGGAAUUCCAAUCAAGGCCUCAAAAGGAGCGACUCUACUUCCUCGAUGCUGGUCGGGUUUGCUGCAUUCUCUGCGUCGUAACCGAGCAUGCUGGUACCCGCGACUAUUCCGGGAUGAAUGUCUGGGGCGCACUGAAUUGGGUUUUGCCCUUUCUGUACCUCAUCUCCGGUUGGUGCUACGUGAUGUCGCACGCUCCAUUGAUCUUCUACAUCAUGCGACUAGCUGCACUGUUCGUCGUAGGCGUUUUCGCUAACUUCAUCGCGGACAGGAUUAACGGAAAAGACAACCUGUUCGACAUGGACACGAUCUUUCACAUGUUCUUCGUAGUGAUGCUGGCGGUGAUGAGCAUCCUUGCGUACCCUCUGCGACGACUAAUGCUCUGGCGAAGCGCACACCCGUUCGGACAAGUGAAUUCCAAGGUACUAUUUUUUAGAUCCGUGCACCUGCACUCUCUGACCACUCGACCUCCACCGCGUACGCACGCUUACCCUUCCGUAUUUUCUAUUUCAUCACCAUCUCAUUUAAACACAGGUCUAUUUCAUCCUCGGUUUGUAUGGUGCUUUGACCUUGGCCGCGACGGUGUUGUACUGUGGAGGCAUCCUAGACACGAGUGAAUCGGAAAAUUCCGAUAGCAAGGCUUCCCGCAUCUUCGCCACUACCCUGUAUUCUUUUGCAGACUUCUUCGGCUUAUGCUUCUUGAUCUCCCUAGUUCUGACCCUAGGAACUGGUAGUGGCAACAGUUGGUUACCCUGGCUUGUCGUGGUCUACGUCUGGCUAUUGCGAGUGUUCAUCGCGUUUGACAACGUCGGAUGGCUGCAUUUGCUUAAAGUGUACGUUUUCGGCAUGGUAAUGUGCAAAUUCAAGUUUCGGUAUGGCGACGUGUUGAAAAACGUGAUUUUGCGAACCUACUGGCCGUUCGUGUUCAUCUUCCUGGUGUUUCUGCAGAUUCCGACAGCAAGUGGUCGCUGCGACACCUUUCCUCGACAGUAUUGGCUCGACCGGUUCCGGUGGUACGCAUCUGAAUGUCUGAUCGUAGUCUGGUUUUCAUCUGGAGCGAUGAACACCUCGGAUCCAUACGCCAUUUUACCCAUUCUCGGCAAUUGGGCUUUGUUUGCGUACGCUUUCCACGAAUUUUUCAAUCGUGUGAUUCCCGCACCGUAUGGAGCUUUUGUGGUCAUCGCGCUUGCGCCAAUCUCGAUCUUCGUGGUGUUUCGCAUGUACCCAAACAGGCUGAAGCGGCUUCGUGCGAGACAGCUGGGUUUACCACCAAAAUCUGCUGAGGCUUCUAGUGAAGAUGAAGGUGCUGGUGAAGACGUCGGACAGAAAGGCACUGGCAAAGGAGCAAAAGACAAACCGAAAAAGGACAAGAUCAUCCACGACCGUGUCCUUCUACUAGACGAUUACGGCGGUCGUGGCAUCCAGGGUCUAGGUCUAGUCGUCCAGGAUGUCAGUGGAGAAAUCACGGCAGUACAACCUGGCGGUUGGGCAGCAGAGCAGGGUCUGCGAGUUGGAGACUACAUCCGUAACGUAGAAGCAGGUGGUCGAAGAAAAGAGUUCUUGCCAUUACCGCAAGACAUGAGGAAAGACAUCUUGGAUACUAGAGCAAUGAUGCACUUCGAGCGACCUCUCUCAGUUGCUGUAACGAUGCUGUCGCCAUCAGAAGUGAAGAGUAAGGUAGAUGAUAAGAGUACUAGAACUGCUGCGACAAACCACACAAACAGCACGACUAUUAAGGAACAAGAAGCUCCUCCAACUACUUCGGUUGAACUCACUCCAAUCGAUGGACGAGACACUGGUCCUGGUCGUACCACUGAGGAACAAGACUGGCAAGCUACACCUAGCUUGCGAAUCGAUGAGGAACAAGGGGAGAAUAGGAUAUGAUCUUGAUCUGCACCAAUGACUAUGGCAUCGGCACACUACAUAUCAUCUUCAACUGGCGUCUUGUUCCGUCUAUACGUCUAUUGAUGAACACCUAGCAGUUCCAGUUUAGAGCCUGAUAUCUUCUGCUCUCCCCGUGCGCUUGUAGAUACAGCUCUGCUGCAUCGAUCUGCUUUAACUUCGAUACCAACAAGUCUCAUCUUAUUUUUCGAGCACAAUUCUUUCUAGUUAGCGCAAUUCUCUCCUUCAGUAACUCUUUCAUGAUAGAUCUUUUGCGCAUACGCAACUGCGCAACCCCCUGUGUGAAUAAUCGGAACAAGAUGAAAACGCACAAAUGAAUCCUCACGCUAAGAACUCUUUUGAAGAAAU
Molecule: messenger RNA, 4531 nt
Organism: Amoebophrya sp. A25
Lineage: Eukaryota; Dinophyceae; Syndiniales; Amoebophryaceae
Source: the annotation of a GenBank genome assembly